Molecule: messenger RNA, 3344 nt
Organism: Gavia stellata (red-throated loon)
Lineage: Eukaryota; Metazoa; Chordata; Aves; Gaviiformes; Gaviidae
Gene: SLC29A1
Product: solute carrier family 29 member 1 (Augustine blood group)
Exons: 15
Coding region: 1384-2730 (448 amino acids)
Biological process (GO): uridine transmembrane transport; nucleoside transmembrane transport
Cellular component (GO): plasma membrane
Molecular function (GO): nucleoside transmembrane transporter activity
Source: RefSeq, a predicted model, not a curated record
CACACAGCCUCCCCUCUCUCCUUCCCCAUGCUGGCGCUCGGCCGCUGCAACCCGCUGACGAAUCCUGCUUGCGGUUCGUAUGGCAGAAGCCACUUCCCCCCCGCUAAUCCGCCAGUGCAUGCAGCCUCCACCUGCUGAGCCAGCAGGAGCCCUGCUCAGCUGGCUCCAGCCAGCAUCAGGUCUCUGAAACCCGCUCCGGCUACAGAGCCUGCGGGGCAGUGGAGCCUCUGCACCCUGGUCCGGCCGCUGCAGGAAACCACGACCCCACUUGGCGCCAGGCAGUGAGGAGGCUGCAGGCAGCAUCAGCUGGCACCAGGAGAGCUGAGCCCUCGAGGUCGGGUCGUGCGAGGAAGCAGAGGGACGGCAGCGCGCUGGAGAUCUGCGUGGCUCCUUGUGAGUGGUGACGUGCCCGGCUGGAUCUCCGUGCCACGGGCAAAGCUCGGGAGGGGAUCACAGCCCCACUCCUCACCUCGUCCCAGCCAGGCUCAGGCCAUCAGCCAACACGAUAACAUGAGAGUCAUCUGGGAGCAGAGGGCUCCGCAAAGGCAACGCAUCCCAUCAAGAUCAAGCAAGGCAGCUUGGCCCUUCAGCAAGGGCUCGUGGUUGCGGGGUGACAAGUGAGUUGUCACCGGCCGUGCAGUUUAUCACCUUCCCUCACAGAGGAGGUGUCAGCCCCCUGAGACUACACGCUGGCGUUGGUGUCACCCAGCCCAUGGACCAUGCAUUGCUCUUGAGGGCGGAUGUGCUCCCCAGGGCCUGAAGUGCCUCUCCCGAGAUGAGACCCUUCAGUGACAUCUCCUCUGUCCUGCGCCAGCCAGGGCUGGAUUUUAAAGGACACUCUCUUCCAGCCUUAGCUUUUCUCACUCCACAGUGUCUUGCUCGCUCCGGGUCUCCUGCUUGCCCAAAGGAAGGCAUCGUUAGAGCCCAUCCUGCAAGUCGGUGGUGGGUGGAGCGCAGGUUUGCAUGCAGAGAAGCAGCUGGAGGCCCACACUGUACUUUGGAACUGGAAGCUGCCUUUCUCCUCACCUGCCCUCGGGUAUGCUGUUGGCCUCCUGUCUGCCUGCAGUCACCGGUGGCUGCGACGCCGUUCAGCGCUAAUGGAUUUCAAACCCCACAUCUCCACUGAGAGACAGCUCUACUGAGAGAUGUUGAUUUCAGUGCUCCGGAGUGGCUUUGUGAACAGGACCAGAGCUGUGAAUUAGAAGACAUUUAAUCCCCUACUUUGGGGAUGGUAAGUGCUAUGCACUCGGCUGCUGAAAGCCUGGGGUGAGGCAGCGGCUAUACACACCCCAUCCUGAAGCAGAGACUUCCUGGAAUAUCCAGUCAAAGACGGAGAGCAGCCACGAGACCUGCUGUGACCUGUGCUGACCCUUGCCGCACAAGAUGACAGCAAGAGACGGGCCCCAAGAUAGGUACAAGGGUGUCUGGCUGAUCUUCUUCGUCCUCGGCCUGGGAACGCUGCUGCCAUGGAACUUCUUCAUGACUGCCAGGGAGUAUUUCAUCAGCCGCCUUGCGGACCUGGAGGAGAUAGGCCGCUUCUUGAACGAGACCGGUGGGACUGCCUUUCCCCUGUCCUACCUGCAGUCCAUGUUUGACAACUUCAUGACUCUCUGCGCCAUGGUGCCCCUCCUCAUCUUCACCUGCCUCAACUCCUUCAUCCACCAGCGGAUUCCCCAGCAGAUCCGCAUCUCAGGCAGCCUGGUGGCCAUCGGGCUGGUGUUUUUAGUCACCGCGAUCAUGGUGAAGGUUGCCAUGGAGCCUCUUCCCUUCUUCAUCUUUACCAUGAUCAGCAUCGUCUUCAUCAACUCCUUCGGCGCCAUCCUCCAGAGCAGCCUUUUUGGGCUGGCAGGGCUCCUGCCUGCCAGCUACACAGCUCCCAUCAUGAGUGGGCAGGGCUUGGCGGGCACCUUUGCUGCUUUGGCGAUGAUCAUCAGUAUUGCCAUUGGCACCGAGCAACCUGAGAGCUUCAUUGGUUACUUCACCACAGCUUGUGUGGCGAUCAUGCUGGCAAUCUUCUCCUACAUCCUUCUGCCUCACAUGGAUUUCUUCCGAUACUACUCCAUGAAGGACAAGACAGAGUACCACGUGUACAAUGCAGAGCUGGAGACCAAGAGAGACCUGAUUAAGAAAGAUGAGCCCAAUGGGAUGGAGCAGAAUAACUCAAAGAUCAUCCCUAUCCACAACCCUGACGAGAAGCCCUCAGUCAUCACUAUUUUUAAGAAGCUCUGGGUCAUGGCUGUGUCUGUCUGCCUUGUCUUCACUGUCACCAUCGGCGUCUUUCCUUCCAUCACAGCUAAGGUGUCCACUGUCCUCGGAGAGGGAAACAGAUGGGGUCUCUACUUUAUCCCUGUCUCCUGCUUCCUGCUCUUUAAUGUCUUUGACUGGACGGGACGGAGUCUCACUGCCCUCUUCACAUGGCCCGGGAAGGACAGCUGCCUCCUGCCAGUGAUGGUGGCCCUCCGUGUCAUCUUCAUCCCUCUUUUCAUGCUGUGCAAUGUGCAGCCCCGUGACUACCUGCCUGUUGUAUUCUCUCAUGACGCCUGGUACAUCAUCUUCAUGAUCUUCUUCUCCAUCUCCAAUGGCUACCUGGCCAGCCUUUGCAUGUGCUUCGGGCCCAAGAAAGUGCUUGCUCACGAAGCAGAGACAGCUGGAGCCGUCAUGGCCUUUUUCCUGUCACUGGGCUUGGCCCUAGGAGCUGCUGUCUCCUUUCUGUUCCGAAUUCUCAUCUAGCAGAGGCACCUGGAGGGUGCAGGGACACCGAGAAACAGCUCCGCAUCCUCCUCCAAGGCCCUGGACACCUCGGCGCCGUGGGGAGAUAACACCUCACGCCUGCCCCUGCCAAAUCGCACUGCCAAGGCAGACGUUACAACCAGGGACGGUUCCACUCCUGCAGGGUUGGCCUGGCUCCUGCCACACUCGGCUGUGUGAUGCCUUCAGGCCUACGUGCCUUCUCCUUCCCCAUGCUGUGUGUGUGCAAGACCCCCAGGAUCUCACAGAGGUCCAUCUGCCUCCCACGCUGCAUAAUUUCCCUAGCUCAAGGCUAAAAGCCAUUCUCAGCCUCCUCUCUGACGAAGUUGAAGGCAGGUAUCCAGUGUUAUUCCCUCUCUUGCCCUUGCCCCCAAGGCACCUAGGGACUUGCUCCUCUCUCCUUCCAGGGGGCCUGGAAACAUCCCACACCACUUCUCCUGCUGGUGAGAAUUGCAAACGGGGAGGAAAGCCCCAGCAGCCUUGACAUCCCCACUCUCUGCUAGGCACACAUCCCCCUGCCCAGCAGUAUCCCAGGGACAUAGACAUCUGUGUCCCACCCACAUAAAGAGCCAACACCGUGGCCAGGCUGAGGGAGG